Molecule: messenger RNA, 1928 nt
Organism: Lytechinus variegatus (green sea urchin)
Lineage: Eukaryota; Metazoa; Echinodermata; Echinoidea; Temnopleuroida; Toxopneustidae
Gene: fbxo9
Product: F-box only protein 9-like
Exons: 13
Coding region: 130-1731 (533 amino acids)
Biological process (GO): SCF-dependent proteasomal ubiquitin-dependent protein catabolic process
Cellular component (GO): SCF ubiquitin ligase complex
Molecular function (GO): protein binding
Source: RefSeq, a predicted model, not a curated record
AUCACUACACUCGGGUUAAACAUCAACAAUAUGGCAGCUGUGAAAAGGGCAAUUGUGUUUGGAACAGUAAUUCGCUAUACUGACCGUGAACUAGGUGUAUGAAGGACUUAAGAGGCCGAGUGUUUAAUCAUGGCAAAUGAAAAUGUAGUCAUCCCUGUUCUUGAUGAGGAUGGAGACGAUACUGAUAUGGAAGAAAUGUUGGAGUUGCUGGACGACAGAGCUAACCCAGAGAAACCAACCUUAGAAGAACAGCUUGCCAACUUCAGACAAGAAUGGCAACUAGAGUUGGUGAAUGUACCCAAAGAUCAAGGUGAUAGCCGUGGCAGUCCAGCUCUACGAGGUAGUCCUGCGUUACGUGGCAGUCCAGCCCCCGCUGGCAAUCCAGUCCUGCAGGGAAGUCCUUCCCCACAGCCAGGACAAAGGUCAUCAUCCCCUUCGAUGAGGGGAUCAGAGAAGAAGAAAAAUUCAGCUAGAUCUUCUCCCUCUGUGGUUGGGACAGAACAGCAGAGGAAUGAUGAAACAGGUCCUGGUUCCAUAAAGGGAAGCGAGGAAGCCUUGAGGAGUAGCAACAAGAGUUCAUUAGGAGAGCCUAAGAAUGAGAGUGAUGUAGAGGUUUCAUCUCUCUUGACUGAAUCGGUAGAAGAAAAGGCCAAGUAUUUGUUCAAGCAAGGUGUGAAACAUGAAAGGAAUGGCAGAAUGUAUGAAGCGGUCAUGUUUUACAAGCAAGCAAUGCAGCUUGUACCAGAUGUGGAAAGCCGUGUGCAAGAGAGCGAGGGAAACAGCAACAGUGGUAGCAACCAGGUCUCAGACGAUGAAGAAAAUAACAACAAUGAGGUUCAAGAGAUGAUCCUUGAUGACCCUGAUGAUAUAGAGACUCUGUCAAUCCAGCUUCAACUGAUGACCACCAAUGAUCUUAGAUCUUCAUGCUAUAACAAGACACCUCAGACUGCAACCCACAUCUCUUCGCUGCCCAUUGAGGUUCUGCUCUACAUCUUCCGUUGGGUUGUGACUUCCAGCCUUGACCUGCGAUCUCUGGAGCAACUUUCCAAGGUGUGUCGAGGUUUCUAUGUCUGCUCUAGGGAUAGUGAGAUAUGGAGGAAGGCAUGUGUGAGAAUGUGGGGGAAGAAGUCGUAUCUGAUGAAGGAGUAUGUCUCGUGGCGUGACAUGUUCAUCCAUCGUGCCCAUCCCCACUUCAAUGGUGUUUACAUCAGUCGAGUCACCUACAUCAGACAGGGGGAACCCAGCAUGGAUGCGUUCUAUAAACCAUGGCAUCUGGUGGAAUACCAUCGAUUUCUCAGGGUCUUUCCUGAUGGUACCAUCAUGAUGGUAAGCUCAUCGGAAGAUCCUCAAAGUGUAGUGAGUAAGAUGCAUAAGAACUAUCCCAUGUCUGGUCGGAUGAUAGGACAGUACUUCAUUGAUGGAAACAUAUUGUCAGCUGUCCUUGAGAAGGAGAAGGUCAAGGAGAUUGAUACGGGCCGUCGUUACAUGCGACACCGGAACGCACAGCAGAACCUACCCGAUUCAGAGCAGACUUUUGAGUUGGAGCUGAAUAUUACUAGCUAUGGUCGGAGGCCAAACAUGAAGUUAGAAUGGAAGCGGUAUGCUUGUCGCACUCUAUACAGGUCAACUGGGAAUGAGAACACCACAGAGUUUGACAUGACUCACCAGUUCUAUCCGUUCUACUUCUCCCGUGUGAAGAGCUAUGCAAAGACUGCUGAAACCCUCCUCUAGACUAGCUCCCCUUCGUGUAUCAGGUGACCACUGAGUCAGGUGAUCAGUCACAUGUUGCAGUCACAUCACAUUAUGUGACUAUACAGAGCUCAUAUGUUCCUAUUACCUUGUCAAUGCUUUUUGUACUAGUGUUUUGUCAAAUGUUUUGUACUGUGAAGUUAUUCAGGAAAUGGAAUCUGUAUAAUUCUCUUUACUAA